AUGGCGUUGCAAGGGCAGCCAAAUCCUACUCUGGCGCAACAGGCUCAGAUACAGAAUGCAGCGCAAGCGACCCGAGCUGCCGCGCAACCCCAACAACCGACACGGCAAGCAGGAGCCAACGGCGCAGCCUCACCGUUAUCGGCCGCGAGAGAGAGAGCGCGGGUGACUGUGUUGCUUGAGAUCAAUACACAUCUGCUACAGGAGGUGGUCUCGUUACAAGCGCAGGGGAAGGCAGGCAUUACACCCAACCAAGGACAACAGUCGCCGACGUCACCUACAUCAGCAACGGAUCCGGCGAACGCGGUCACCAAUAGCCCAGGAGACCCGCCAAAAUCCGCGGGCGGGACACCUCAGACUGCGAAGCCACCGUCACAGGAGUAUGCGGAAUGUAUGCGGCGGCUUCAAGCCAAUUUGUCGUACUUGGCUGCAAUCGCUGAUGCGAAGAAGAAGGUCAAUGGUGCUUUACCUGCGGGACCGGCGAUAAUGAUACCACCGCCCCAUCUGCCACAGGUGGCCGAGCUGUAUAAGAAGUUGAAUGCUUUAUUCCCUGAUGCGGCCCAGUCGAGCAUAAACAAAGCUAUGGCUCAAGCGCAAAGCCAAAAUGCGACUUCGAAAGCACAUCACGCGCUUUCGACUCAAGCUCCGACGCAGGGCUGA
Cladophialophora carrionii CBS 160.54 is the source of this 657-nucleotide messenger RNA. RefSeq lists its product as uncharacterized. NCBI's taxonomy places the organism in Eukaryota, Fungi, Ascomycota, Eurotiomycetes, Chaetothyriales, Herpotrichiellaceae. The transcript has a single exon. Bases 1 to 657 code for a protein of 218 amino acids. The record is from RefSeq and is a predicted model, not a curated record.